GGAAAAAAGAAAGCUAACGGGACAAUAUGGCUACACAAACGGCCCGCUAUUACGGCGAGGGAGGCAGAGCGACGAAGCGCCAGAAAACCGACAACGAGGGAGGAAUGGCGGCUGAGGGCUACGAUGACCCUCGUAAACCUCUCCCAUCCCUUGUGGUCCACAUAAGAGGGUUAGUGGAUGGAGUUUUGGAAGCAGACAUUGUUGAAGCGCUGCAGGAAUUUGGGACCAUCAGUUAUGUGGUGCUGAUGCCCAAAAAGCGCCAAGCCCUUGUUGAAUACGAGGACAUGAGCGGCUCUUCCAAUGCUGUAACGUAUGCCAACGACAACCAGAUCUACAUCGCUGGAAAUCCUGCUUACGUUAAUUACUCCACCAGUCAGAAGAUCUCCCGGCCCGGCGACUCUGACGACUCUCGCAGCGUUAAUAAUGUUUUAUUAUUGACAAUCAUGAACCCCAUUUAUCCCAUCACCACGGACGUGCUGUAUACCAUCUGCAACAAUUGCGGUCCUGUUCAAAGAAUUGUCAUCUUCAGGAAAAAUGGUGUCCAGGCCAUGGUAGAAUUUGAUUCGGUCCAGAGUGCACAGCGAGCCAAAGCCUCUCUCAACGGUGCCGAUAUAUAUUCAGGCUGCUGCACACUCAAGAUCGAGUAUGCCAAGCCAACACGCCUCAACGUAUUCAAGAACGACCAGGACACAUGGGACUACACCAAUCCAAACCUGGGCAGCCAAGGUGCAGACGCUGAUGGCGAUGAGGGCGAACAAGAUAUGAAUGGCCACUCCAACAAGCGCCAGAGGCAGCCGGCUCUGCUGGGACACCACCCUACAGAGUACGGUGGAUACGGGUACCAGGACGAGAGUUAUGGCGGUUAUGACGGACGCCGUGUGGGUCCAUCUAUGGGAGGCCCACGGAGGGGCGGGGCCAGUCAGCGCUACGGCGGCCAGUACGGAGCCCCACCUCCACCACCUCCAGGGGAAUACAGUGCUCAUGCAGAGUCACCAGUCAUGAUGGUCUAUGGUCUGGAGCCAUCCAAAAUAAAUGCAGACAGGGUGUUCAACAUCUUCUGCCUCUAUGGAAAUGUCGAGAGGGUGAAAUUCAUGAAAAGCAAACCAGGUGCUGCCAUGGUGGAAAUGGGAGACUGCUAUGCUGUAGACCGGGCCAUUUGUCACCUAAACAACUAUUUCCUGUUCAACCAGAAACUUAACGUCUGUGUGUCUAAGCAGCAGGCCAUCAUGCCUGGUCAGUCAUAUGAGCUAGAGGACAGCACCAGCAGCUUUAAAGACUUCCAUGGCAGUCGGAACAAUCGCUUUUCCUCCCCAGAACAGGCGGCCAAGAACCGCAUCCAGCAUCCGAGCAACGUCCUGCACUUCUUUAAUGCUGCCCCAGAAGCCUCGGUCGAAGUCUUCUCUGAGAUCUGUGAUGAACUUGGUUUGAAGAGUCCAUCUAGUAUAAAAUUGUUUGCAGCAAAAGGUGGUGCUUCAUCUGAGAGAAGCUCUUCAGGGCUUCUAGAGUGGGAAUCUGUUAAUGAUGCCAUGGAAGCCCUAGCCAUGAUGAACCAUUACCAAAUGAAGAACCCUAAUGGUCCGUACCCUUACACACUAAAGCUGUGCUUCUCCACUGCGCAGCACGCAAAUUGAAAACCGGCCAUCAUCACAAGCUCAGCACCGCCACAACUUCUUUGUUCAUCGUCCUACACGUGUGCAGUUAAUAUCGAAAGUCUUUCUAUUGAGUGAGCCACAGCGUGCGCUGAGAAUCAGCUUUUCAGAACCGUUAAAAUCUUGUUUUUAUAGAAGGGGAGAAAGGUGAAAUGCUUUUGUACCAGUGUUUUUUUUUUGGGUUAUUGUAUUAUUUUUUUUUUUUCAUUUUUCUUUUUAAUUGCUUUCCAUUAUUGACUGUUAGCUGUGUGCUCAGCGCCUCACUUUUCGAAGCGGCAGCCUGUAAAGGAAAGCCUGCAUUUUUCUCUGAUUGUAAAAUAAAAUUAGUGACGAUUA
Molecule: messenger RNA, 1985 nt
Organism: Tachysurus vachellii
Lineage: Eukaryota; Metazoa; Chordata; Actinopteri; Siluriformes; Bagridae
Gene: hnrnpl2
Product: heterogeneous nuclear ribonucleoprotein L2
Exons: 15
Coding region: 27-1631 (534 amino acids)
Biological process (GO): regulation of RNA splicing; mRNA processing
Cellular component (GO): nucleus
Molecular function (GO): mRNA binding
Source: RefSeq, a predicted model, not a curated record